CGUAAGAAGCAUCUGGCAACCCAGAUCCCAUCUGUCACUUAUUCUGUCAUUGGGCAGGACACUAACAUUAUUAUUUUUAUGUUAGUAGCAAUAUUCUACGCAAGGCAAUAAACAAAGCUGUCAGUUAACACCAGGAAACAUGGGUUCGGGAGAGAGUACGACCAGGAAAGUGUCUUUCGGGGUCGACGAUGAGGACAGAGUCAGGAUUCUUCGUGGAGUCAAGCUAUCAGAAGAUGUUCUCCAGAGGAUGAGAGGUGUAGCCAACAUUGCUCCAGAACGCACAUCAUCAUCAACCUCAAGCCCUCAGAAAGACACAGGUGCCUCUAACAGCGCAAGCUCAAGCUCUCGACCCCAGCAGAGCCCACAGCACCGGGCCCAACCCAGCAACGGGUCCAACACUAGCAAACCGGCCUCCGACGCUAAGGAAGAACAGAAAAGGUAUGAACGCCAGCAGACAAUAUUGAAGGAGGAAUUGGCCAAAGUGGCACAGAGGGAGGAGAUGACUAAAGCCAUCAGCCGGGAAAGACAACACAAGCGGCAGGAAGCCGAGAAGGCCAAACAACUGCCUGCAGAUGAGAUAAAAGUGAUGGCUCAGCAGCUACAGAAGAAAGAUUCACAGCUGAAAGCGUUGGAUGCCUUCUACAAGGAGCAGCUGGCACAACUGGAAGAGAGGAAUUUGGAAAGAUAUGAACAGAGCAAGGAGCAAUUCCACCAAGCUGCCUCCAAGACGGAGGCAAACGUGAGCUCUCGCAACACAGACCCGGUGUGUCCUGGCCUGCAGGCUCAGAUUUUAUCCUGUUACAGGAGUAACAGGGACCAGACCCUAAAGUGUUCAGACCUGGCCAAAGAAUACAUGCAGUGUAUCGAUGCAGCAAAGAAGAAGCUGCUGGUCAACCACGGAUGAAGAGAGGGAGGAAAAGGUUAAAAUUGUUAUUUGACGAAGGCUUUUACUUUGGCACCGACAGCGGCACAUAUUUUAUUCCUGUUUUGAAAUAUGCCAGUUGAUUUGCUGUUAGCAUGCCUUGUUUUUUAAAACUUUCUUAUUAUGCUAUUUAUUUGCGGUAUCAUCCAGUAAAGUUGCUGUUAUUCUGCACAACUACAUUCUACAGGAAUGCUUUUGAAAAAAUAAAAGUUGUGUGUGUAUUAGAUUCAUGGUCAGAGUCAGUACACUUUCAAUUCAGUCAUUUACAACAUCAGCAGAAAGUAUUUCUGAGAUUUAAGUUGUAAAGAUCCAUUCAGGGUUAUUCAUCCUUCAUCUGAAUGUGAAUUUCAGUUUACGUCCGAACCUCUGCUGCUUUUGUUGAGAUGAAAAAAAAAAAGCGUUUCAGGUUUCAGGUGAAUCAAGUGCAUAGGGACCGUCCUUAUUUUGAUCUCUGAAUGAAAGUACUGAUUUACCUUUACUGCUUUAGAGUUUUAUGGUUUUGUAUUUUUUUAACAACACAGGAAUAAGCUCAGGUAACCCUGGCCAUGACUUCAAUUCAUCAGACCUGUGAUGUAUAGUAUGAUUUUAUUAAACCAUUCAUAUCCUGUGA
This is a messenger RNA of Dicentrarchus labrax (European seabass), 1532 nucleotides long. It is a transcript of the gene chchd6a, whose product is annotated as coiled-coil-helix-coiled-coil-helix domain containing 6a. The transcript has 9 exons. The record is from RefSeq and is a predicted model, not a curated record. Gene Ontology annotation, cellular component: mitochondrion; MICOS complex. The coding region runs from base 140 to 904 and encodes 254 amino acids. Lineage: Eukaryota; Metazoa; Chordata; Actinopteri; Moronidae.